Haemonchus placei is the source of this 540-nucleotide messenger RNA. The record is from the annotation of a GenBank genome assembly. NCBI's taxonomy places the organism in Eukaryota, Metazoa, Nematoda, Chromadorea, Rhabditida, Trichostrongylidae.
AUGAAUGGGGAGGAGAUACCAAGAGGUAAGGGUGUUAAGAAUGAAAUCAAAUUAAAUGAAGCUCCCACUCAGAAGCCGACAAGAUUGGAACGAGCAAAAGCAGCCAUCGAAGUGAUGGAAAAGCGUCUCGAUGAAACCAAGAAAGUGCAGGAGCGUUUGAAGAAUUUGGACACAAAGUUGGACCAGGUCAACAAAGAGAUGGAGAAUGCCUAUAUAAAGAUAAAAGACCAGCUCACAAGAGCUGAAGUCGGUCAUCAACACCGCAAGGACGGUACGCCAAGUGCUACGUCUAAUUUAUCGUACUGCUCAACGGUUUCGGGCAGGGAAAGCAAUAUUUGUUCCAUUAGGCCUUCCUAUUCACGCGCAGAAAGAGCGAAGGAGAGCAGUGCUUCGAUAGAAGGAAGGCUAUUCGAAAUGGAACGCGCUUUGAAACGACUCGACAACAUCGAAAAAUCCCUGGCAAAGUCCGUUCGUUGCAGCAUCUUCUAUGAAGGACGAAAAGUCCAUCAGGAUUUUCAGGCUUUCGAAACAACUGGGUGA